AUGCUUUUAAAAAAACUGCUUAAAUGCUCGUUUUCUCGUGUUAACAUUUUAGAUGGUAAAUUAAACACCUUUAUACAAUGCUUUUCAACAAGCCCGUCACCCGAACCUCUAUAUGAAUCAAUUUUACAACGCAAUAUUGGCAGAACAAAAGAUGAACAGAAUCAACUAAAACUAUUAUCCCCACAAAAUUUAGAGAAUGCUAAAACAAUAAAAGUCACUAUUAUAGGCUUGCCUAAUUCUGGAAAAUCUACUUUAAUUAACAGUCUUAUGCAAUGGAGGAUUUCUUCAGUAUCAUCAAAAGUUCACACAACCAGAAAAAACAUAAUAUCUACAUUCACAGAAGAAAACAAACAAAUAAUUUAUUUUGACACACCUGGACUUGUUGAUAAGAAACAUUGUCAAAAGCAUAACCUGGAAAUAGAUAUGGCAUCAUUCCCACAUUUUGCAGCCAAACAGGGAGAUAUCAUUUGUGUAGUAGUGGAUGCCAAUAACUUUUGGACGAGACAUUCGUUAGAUCGCAUAACUCUAGAUAUCCUCCAGGAACAUCGAUCAAAACCAUCGAUUUUAGUCCUAAAUAAGGUUGAUCUGGUAAAACCCAAGUCUCUCGUUCUAGAUGUCGUUAAAUCGCUGACGGAUAACCAUUUCAGGGGCCGCAAAAUGCCCGGAGUUAUGGUGAAAACGGAUAACGAAUCCCAGCAGAAGCUCGUAGACCCUAACGUUAAAACAUCCGCCGAAACCAUAAAAAAUAAAGAUGAUAACGAAGACAUGAAAAUAAUGGCUAACCUGAACGAAUUGGAACGGGUUCGUUACUCAAACCGAGUCGCUAGCUUAAAAAGAGAGGGGCGAGAUGGGCUAGCCAAUCACGGCGAAGAAAAUGUCCACGUGGAUAGCAAAAAAUUGCCCCACAAGCCCAGCAAUUCGCUGGUGUACACAAACUUCUCCGACGUCAAAAUAUCCCGAGCAUCCCACGCGCAGCAGACUGGUAUCGAAGAAGAUGUGUCGGUAAUAAAUGAAAAGGUGCAGACGAGAAUGAAGGAUAAACACGCCUCCUCGUGGCCAAAUUUCGAAGAGGUUUUCAUGAUUUCGUCUAUCGACAAUGACGGAACCGACCAAUUAAAAGAAUAUUUGCUAUCCGCCGCUCCCGCCAAACCUUGGACCUAUAAUAGUCGAUUCGUGACGGAUCAAGUGCCGGAAGAUAUCGUUUACGAUGCCAUCAAACAAGAGCUUUUACAGGAAUUCAAAUUUCAGAUUCCUUACAUUCUGGACAUAAAAUUAGAUGAGUAUUUUGUGGACGAAUUUGGGUUGUUCAGGAUCAAAGCUUCUAUAAAAUGCCCCAAGCAAAACUUAAUCAAAGUGAUAAUUGGUCCGAAAGGAGAAAGAAUCAAAGGAAUUAGCCAACGGGUGAGUCAAAAUCUGAUGAAUACCUUUAGAACUGAUCUUUACUUAAGCCUGGGCGUUAAAUACAGACCUUUAUAAUAAUAAUCUAUUUCCUAUAUUAAUUAAUUAUUUUUUAAUAUAUUAUAUAUAUAUUUACACCUAUAAUAUAAAUGAUACUGUACUAUACUUAUUAAUAAAUCAUGUUUAAUAUUGUA
Molecule: messenger RNA, 1592 nt
Organism: Gordionus sp. m RMFG-2023
Lineage: Eukaryota; Metazoa; Nematomorpha; Gordioida; Chordodea; Parachordodidae
Product: GTPase Era, mitochondrial-like
Exons: 12
Coding region: 1-1476 (491 amino acids)
Biological process (GO): ribosomal small subunit assembly
Cellular component (GO): mitochondrial matrix
Molecular function (GO): ribosomal small subunit binding; GTP binding; rRNA binding
Source: RefSeq, a predicted model, not a curated record